AUGGGAGCGGCCAUCCCCGACCUUCCGAUACUGGAAGACGACGACUCGAUGCUGUCCAGGAAGUUUGGGCGCGAGGUGUCAAACUACUUCGCCGGCAGCCCGCUCAACCGCGUGGGCUUCCUGCGGGGCGACCAUGGCUUCCUCCGCUCGGCCUUCUCGCACCCGUCGGCGCGCUUCCUCCUCCUGAACAACCUCGCACCCCUCGUCGACGACACCGAGAAACGGCUCGCCUAUGUGGGAUACUCAGACGUUACCCCAUUCACGGGUCCGGACCCGUUCGAGAAGAGCGAGGAGCAGAUGAUCAAGGAUUUCAACUCGGACGAGUUCAAGCCGCUCAUCCUGCUGCUCGGGCUGGACGAGGCGAACAAGGUCCCGGCGCCGGCGGGAGACCCGGAGUUCAAGUACAAGGAGUACAAGGGCAGGCCGUACUUUGCGGUCGACGUCACGCCCAACGGUGCUGGGGCUGAGGGGGCCAACAAGGUCGUCGACGCUGUCCAGGCGAAGGGAUACAAGUUCUACCAGAACCAGAGGCAUCUGGGGCUGGCAGCCAGCGAAGCGGCCAUCUACGCCAACGCGCGAUCGCUCCUCGACUGGAACGGGCGGAUCCCCUUCUGCGCACAGUGCGGGCACAAGACGCUCUCGAUAAACGCAGGCACGAAGCGGUCCUGCCCGCCGACGGACCUGGCGGGCGGCAAGCUGACGGAGCGGCCGGACUGCGCGUCGCGGCACGGGGUGUCCAACAUCUGCUUCCCGCGGACGGACCCGACGAUCAUCGUGGCGGUGGUGAGCGCGGACGGGCAGCGGCUGCUGCUGGGGCGCAACAAGCGGUUCCCGCCGCACUGGUUCAGCACGCUGGCCGGGUUCCUGGAGCCGGGCGAGUCGAUCGAGGAGGCGGUGCGGCGCGAGGUGUGGGAGGAGAGCGGCGUGCGGCUCAGCCGGGUCGUCAUCCACAGCUCGCAGCCGUGGCCCUUCCCCGCGUCGCUCAUGAUCGGCGCCAUCGCGCAGGCGGCGCCCGGCGACGGCGAGAAGAUCGACCUGGGCCACGACCCGGAGCUCGUCGAUGCGCGGUGGUUCUCGACCGAGGAGGUCAAGGAGGCGCUGCAGGUUGGCGUCUCUGGUAUUGGGGAGCCGGCGCCUGCUGGUUACAAGGAGGGCGGCCUGCGGUUGCCGCCCCACACGGCCAUUGCGAACCGUCUGAUCACGGCUGUGAUAGAUGGGUUUGUCGGCGGUGGUUCCAAGAUCUGA
This is a messenger RNA of Diaporthe batatas, 1245 nucleotides long. RefSeq names its product NAD(+) diphosphatase. The transcript is spliced from 2 exons. Gene Ontology annotation, cellular component: cytosol. The coding region runs from base 1 to 1245 and encodes 414 amino acids. Gene Ontology annotation, molecular function: metal ion binding; NADH pyrophosphatase activity. Gene Ontology annotation, biological process: NAD+ catabolic process; NADP+ catabolic process. The record is from RefSeq and is a predicted model, not a curated record. NCBI's taxonomy places the organism in Eukaryota, Fungi, Ascomycota, Sordariomycetes, Diaporthales, Diaporthaceae.